Molecule: messenger RNA, 573 nt
Organism: Bradysia coprophila
Lineage: Eukaryota; Metazoa; Arthropoda; Insecta; Diptera; Sciaridae
Product: histone H2A-like
Cellular component (GO): nucleosome
Molecular function (GO): DNA binding; structural constituent of chromatin; protein heterodimerization activity
Source: RefSeq, a predicted model, not a curated record
UUUCAAGUUUUGGUGUUUUUCUCAUUUCUUAUUCAGUUCAAAAAAAUGUCUUCUUCUGAUAAGACCAAAAAAACUACCGGCUCCAAAGCCACAUCCGACAAUGCAAAAGUGGAAAAAAAAUCUACCGACCCCAGGCCUACGUCCGGCAAAUCAAAGGAAGGAAAGUCAAAUGGUGGAAAAUUUAAGGGAGGAAAAGUCAAGGGAAAAUCGUUGUCUCGUUCGAAGCGUUCUGGACUCGUAUUCCCAGUCGGUCGACUUGAACGAUACAUGCGGAAAGGCAAUUAUGCUGAACGUAUUGGUUCCGGUGCAUCGGUGUAUUUUGCUGCUGUGCUGGAAUAUCUAACCGCUGAGGUACUGGAACUGUCUGGCGAUGCAGCUCGUGAUAAUAAGCGAUCAAGAAUUACUCCACGUCAUUUGCAGCUGGCUGUUCGAAACGACGAUGAGCUCAAUACACUUCUGUCCAAUGUUACCAUUUCACAAGGUGGUGUGUUGCCGAACAUCCAACCAGUGCUACUGCCAAAGAGUACCAAAUAAUAUUUUGUGCUGAAAAAUACAAGAGAUUAAACCCGAAAA